AUGGCAUCCGGGUUUACCGGGCCUCUGAUUUCUACUGUUGAAUCGUCUCAACAUGUGCAUAGCCACAGUCGCUCACAAUCGCACCAGUGCAGCAGUCAACGUUCAGCAAGACCGUUUACCCUUCCUCGUAUCCCCUCUGAACGAUUUGACCCAGGAUCAAUAAACUAUGAUGGAAGGCCUCCAGGUCACGAAAGCCGCCAAAAGCAUGGAGAAAACGGUAUUAUAAAUCAUGUUUCCUUUGCAGCGAACGGAUCCAUAAGCGCACCUUCCCACCAAACAAACGGACGACUCACAAGGUUAUCCAAACAGGAAAAAGCUGCGGCCCAGGAUCACCAACCAGAGGUUACUUCUCUUCCACACUCCUACAAGUUGCCUCGGGUUGAGGGCAAGGCCCAAAUCAGUGCUGGCGGAAUGGACCCGAACUCAAGACCUCGCAGCUACUUGCGCAGAGUCUUCUUCUCAAGUAUUGUGCCCCUUCCGUACAUACUCCUAUCUUACUUCAAUCCACGCCAUACCGAACGAUUCUCUACCACUACAAACUCCAACUUGCGCGAGUCCUCAAUCAGCCAGAUUUCGAAUGACAUCUUGAUUAGCUUAAUGCUAACGUCCUGCAUCCUGCUUCUUCUGGGCACAUUCGAAAAAUGUAGAGGAUAUAAUUCGCCUUCAUACAAUGCCAAGCCAGGGUUGAGCGUGGCAGGAGAUACCAAGAAAGCAUCCACCAUUGGCCUGGACUUAUGGACCGUUUUGAGAAUACUUCGAAGAGCAGUUGGCAUUGCAAUACCUUAUAUCGCUGCCCUACAGCUUGGUGGCUUGGCUGUCUCUGUCCUGGUCUUGGUAUCGAUUUCAUCAGGACUCGUCCCGAGGAAUAAAGAGCAUUUUAAUUUGAGCCACGUUCAUGGAUGGAAAAAUCUGCUAGCACAAAAGACUUGGACGCUCGCCUUCUCAAUCUUUCUCUGCGUGACCGCGAUUCACUAUGGUUCUAGCUCUGGGCUCUCCGCUACAGCAGGUGUACUAGCUGUGAUUGUAUUUACCUUCUUCUGCAGUCCACCAUAUCUGGUUGAGGCUCCCCAUGAGAGCUCUCUUACAUCUCCACCAAACUCAGCAAAUUUUACCCCAGCUGUCCCUUUUACGCCAUGGAAUGUAGCUGAGCCCUCAUACCACCUGUCCGUCAAAAUCAAAACCUCUCCAUUGAUUGCGACAGCCGAAGAGACCUCUCUUACAUUACUCUCCGGAGCUCUUACAGCGGGGGCUGCCGGCAUACUCUACCUCUUUAGCGAGUUUUCGGCUCUAACUGUUGAAUCCUUCGCGAUUCUGCUCGUGGUCGCUAUGCUGACGAUGUGGUCAUUGGUGACGAUGGAGACCUCCAUGUUUCAAGAAGCGCUGGUCCCGCUUGCGACAGGCUUGGCUGCAGCAAUCCUCGGCAACGCCAUGACGCUAUCAAAAUUUGAUACCCUUUGGCAAGAUGCAAUUCUUGGAGCCAUGGCUUAUAUGGCUGUUCAGUUGGAUGCCACCAGACCACAAGCUUCCCUUCAUACGCAUCCUAUGUCAAGCGAGAAGCACAUGCAACGGCGGGAUAGAAACAUUUCAGCUCCUACAAAGGUUCUGCUGCAAUCCACGAAGCGAUACUCGUUAUUACAUGGAAUAUUGGCCGACAAGGAUUCUCGUCGAAUCUUCUAUUUCAUGCUGCUGAAUCUGUCCUUCAUGCUUGUGCAAUCGACCUACGGAGUAUUGACCGGUUCACUAGGGCUGAUCAGUGAUAGCAUCCACAUGUUCUUCGAUUGUUUCGCGCUGUUGGUCGGUCUUUGUGCUGCUGUCAUGAGUAAAUGGCCUCCCAGCGUAAAAUAUCCAUAUGGCUAUGGCAAAAUGGAUACCCUUGCUGGUUUUGGUAAUGGGAUCUUCCUGAUGCUCAUCAGCAUCGAGAUUAUCUGGGAAGCUAUCGAGCGACUGGUUGAAGGCUCUGAUGUGAGUCGCACCAUGGAGCUCCUCAUUGUCAGCUCUCUUGGUCUGGGUGUCAACCUUGUUGGAAUAAUGGCUUUCGAACAUGGACAUGCACAUGGACACGGUGGUCACGAUCAUAGCCAUGGUGGACAUUCUCAUUCGCACGCUAGCCAUGCUCAUGACCACUCUGCUCCUUUAGCCUUGCCAGCACCAUCAGCGGCAAAGUCAGAACAAGCACAUCACCAUGGUGGUGACAACAUGUACGGCAUCUAUCUACAUAUCAUGGCUGACGCACUUGGAUCUGUGGCUGUCGUCAUAUCCACGUUAUGUGUUCGCUACUUUGGAUGGAGCGGAUUCGACCCCCUCGCCUCUUGCGCUAUAGCGAUACUGAUAUUCGCAUCUGCGGUUCCCCUUGUUUUCAGCAGUGGCAAAAAAUUGCUCUUGUCCUUGCCCAGUGACGUUGAAUAUACCCUGAGAGACGUUCUUGCUGGUGUUAGCAAAAUUCGUGGUGUAGUUGGAUAUUCGGCACCAAAAUUCUGGUUGGAUGAUAUUGGCAAAAGGGACUCAGAGCCUGGACAUGAGCAUCAUCAUCAUCACCCUCACGAAAAUUCUCAUAAUCAUCACCAUCACCAUCACCAUCACCAUCAUCUUAAUGAGCAUCAACAUGCCUUUGAGCAUUCACACUCUCACCAUCAUGAUGAAAACAACGAUCACAGUCAUCGCAGCGAACAUGAGAAUCAGAAUCAGACAGUGCUCGGUGUGAUCCACAUCAUCGCUUCACAACAUGCAGAUCUUGAUGAUGUCCGAGCUCGAGUGUCUGACUACUUGCAGAGCAAACACAUGGAUAUUGUUGUUCAAGUCGAGCGUGAUGGUGAUAUUAAAUGUUGGUGUGGUGGUGGACAAAAAGCAGGCUGA
Endocarpon pusillum Z07020 is the source of this 2853-nucleotide messenger RNA. RefSeq lists its product as uncharacterized. The transcript is spliced from 2 exons. The record is from RefSeq and is a predicted model, not a curated record. Lineage: Eukaryota; Fungi; Ascomycota; Eurotiomycetes; Verrucariales; Verrucariaceae. Gene Ontology annotation, cellular component: Golgi apparatus; membrane. Gene Ontology annotation, molecular function: zinc ion transmembrane transporter activity. The coding region runs from base 1 to 2853 and encodes 950 amino acids. Gene Ontology annotation, biological process: intracellular zinc ion homeostasis; transmembrane transport; zinc ion transport.